AUGGACUGUCUGAGCAUAGCCAUCUUGCUCGGGCUCCUGGCUCUCACCAGUCUGUUCCUGAUCCUCAGUUCAAGGGGCAAUGGCCGGUUGCCCCCAGGCCCCAGGCCCCUCCCAUUCCUGGGAAACCUGCUGCAGCUUCGCUCCCAAGACAUGCUGACCUCUCUCACCAAGCUGAGCAAGGAGUAUGGCUGUGUGUACACGGUGCACUUGGGGCCCAGGCGCGUGGUGGUCCUCAGCGGGUACCAAGCUGUGAAGGAGGCCCUUGUGGACCAAGGGGAGGAUUUUAGUGGUCGUGGUGACUACCCUGUCUUUUUCAACUUCACUAAGGGCAAUGGCAUCGCCUUCUCCAACGGGGACCGGUGGAAGGUCCUGAGGAAUUUCUCUGUCCAGAUUCUGCGGAACUUCGGGAUAGGGAAGAGGAGCAUUGAGGAGCGGAUCCUGGAGGAAGGCAGUUUCCUGCUGGCAGAGCUAAGGAAAACUGAAGGCAAGCCCUUCGACCCCACGUUUGUGCUCAGCCGCUCCGUGUCCAACAUCAUCUGCUCUGUGAUCUUCGGCAGGCGCUUUGACUACGACGAUGAGCGUCUGCUCACCAUUAUCCGCCUCAUCAAUGACAACUUCUAAAUCACGAGCGGCCCCUGGGGAGAGUUGUACAACAUCUUUCCGAGCCUCCUGGACUGGGUACCCGGGCCGCACCAACGCCUUUUCCAGAACUACGGGUGCAUGAAGGACCUCAUCGCCCGCAGCGUCCGCGACCACCAGGACUCCCUCGACCCCAACUCUCCCCGGGACUUCAUUGAUUGCUUCCUCAACAAGAUGGCACAAGAGAAGCAGGACCCGCACAGCCACUUCCACAUGGAUACCCUGCUGAUGACCACACAUAACCUGCUCUUUGGCGGCACCGAGACUAUGGGCACCACGCUGCGCCACGCCUUCCUUGUGCUCAUGAAGUAUCCAAAAGUACAAGCCCGCGUACAGGAAGAGAUCGACCGCGUAGUGGGUCGCGCGCGGCUGCCGGCGCUGGAGGACCGCGCGGCCAUGCCUUAUACAGAUGCGGUGAUCCACGAGGUGCAGCGCUUCGCAGACGUCAUCCCCAUGAACUUGCCGCACCGCGUCACUCGGGACACAGCCUUUCGCGGCUUCCUGAUACCCAAGGGCACGGAUAUCAUCACCCUCCUUAACACAGUCCACUGUGACCCCAGCCAGUUCCUGACGCCCCAGGAAUUCAAUCCUGAGCAUUUUCUGGAUGCCAAUCAGUCCUUCAAGAAGAACCCUGCCUUCAUGCCUUUCUCAGCAGGUCGCCGACUGUAGGUCCUCUACCUCACCGCCAUCCUGCAGAGCUUCUCGCUGCAGCCGCUGGGGGCGCCCGAGGACAUCGACCUGACGCCGCUCAGCUCCGGGCUCGGCAACUUACCGCGGCCUUUUCAGCUGUGCCUGCGCCCGCGCUGA
Molecule: messenger RNA, 1446 nt
Organism: Enhydra lutris kenyoni (northern sea otter)
Lineage: Eukaryota; Metazoa; Chordata; Mammalia; Carnivora; Mustelidae
Product: cytochrome P450 2F5-like
Biological process (GO): xenobiotic metabolic process
Cellular component (GO): intracellular membrane-bounded organelle; cytoplasm
Molecular function (GO): heme binding; iron ion binding; oxidoreductase activity, acting on paired donors, with incorporation or reduction of molecular oxygen, reduced flavin or flavoprotein as one donor, and incorporation of one atom of oxygen
Source: RefSeq, a predicted model, not a curated record